AUUGCCCGUAUGAACCAUUUCGUCAAGAGUAAGUUUCAUUCUCUUUGAAUUGCUUUGUAGAAGAGAUGUGGGUCUUAUCCUGCGCCAUCCCUUCUGCUUAUCCUCUACGCCUCCCAAUGGCUUCAUUAUUCACAUCAACUACUGUUCGUUCAAGCUCUCUACUCUCUGUUCCAACUCUUGACCACCCUUUUGUUCCUGAGGUUGUGAAGGCUCUGGAUUCCUUGUAUCCUGAGUUCAGAGCUGUUGAUAAUUUGGUGGCUUGCAACACCUCCCGUGUUCUGAAAGCUUUUCAGAAUGCUAGGGUUGGAUCUCAUCACUUUGGUGGAAGCACUGGCUACGGUCAUGAUGAAGCUGGGGGACGUGAAGCACUUGAUCAAGUUUUUGCAGAAAUUGUAGGAGCUGAAUCUGCAAUUGUUAGGUCACAGUUUUUUUCAGGUACCCAUGCAAUCACUUGUGCUUUGUUUGCUUUCUUAAGGCCAGGAGAUGAGCUGUUGGCAGUUGCUGGUGCUCCAUAUGAUACCUUAGAGGAAGUUAUUGGAAAGAGGGACUCUCAUGGGAUGGGUUCUAUUAAAGAUUUUGGAAUUGAGUAUCGAGAAGUUCCUCUUGCUGAAGAUGGGUCUCUUGACUGGGAUGCACUUAGGAGUGCUUUGAGACCUCAUACAAAAUGUGCACUGAUACAAAGAUCAUGUGGUUAUUCAUGGCGACAGAGUUUAAGUGUAGAUGAGAUAGGGAAGGCCAUAAAGAUUAUAAAGAUGCAGAAUCCUAACUGCUUGGUCAUGGUGGAUAAUUGCUAUGGUGAAUUUGUUGAAAUGAUUGAACCUCCAAUGGUGGGUUCAGAUUUGAUUGCAGGCAGUUUGAUAAAAAAUCCUGGUGGAACUAUUGCACCAUGUGGUGGAUAUGUUGCUGGGAGGAGAAAAUGGGUAGAAGCUGCAGCAGCUCGUCUCUCUGCACCAGGACUAGGAAUUGAUUGUGGUUCAACCCCUGGUGAUAUUAUGCGAGCUUUUUUCCAGGGUUUGUUCCUUUCGCCUCAAAUGGUUGGUGAGGCAAUCAAGGGAACCCUUCUGAUAGCUGAAGUCAUGGCAUCUAAAGGUUAUAAGGUGCAGCCACUUCCUCGUGUUCCUCGUCAUGAUACAGUGCAGGCAGUACAGCUAGGAAGCCGUGAGCACCUUCUUGCCUUCUGUGAGGCUGUACAGAGAAGCUCCCCAGUAGGUUCAUUCACUAAACCUAUUGCUGGUACAACUCCUGGAUAUGCAUCUGAGGUAAUAUUUGCUGAUGGAACCUUCAUUGAUGGGAGUACAAGUGAGCUCUCAUGUGAUGGACCACUUCGAGAACCUUUUGCUGUGUUUUGCCAGGGUGGCACCCAUUGGACUCAGUGGGGACUUGUUCUAGGAGAGAUUUUGAAAACCAUAUAAUCCAUUACAGAUUUUGGUUUAUAAGGAGACACAAGGUGUUGCAGUUAUAUAUAUAAAAAAAUGUUUCCAAAGACAUAAUCAUGUUCUACUAAUCACUAUGGAAUUCAGAAUAACCAUACAGUAUCAGUAGUUUCAAUCCUUGCCAGAAUUAUUUGAAAAACACUGAAGAAGGCACUAAAAACUUUCUUUCAAGGAGGGGAGAUUGUCUGAGUUUCAGCCGAUUUUGAUCGAGUGACUACUUGGUCAUGUUUCAGGAAGGUUCAUUACUCGUCUUUUGGGAUGGCUGCUACUUGAAUUCGCAAGUAAGGAAGUUUCGGAUGCUGCAUCUGAGCAGAGAUUUAUGCUCCUGUGAUUUUUUGAAAUACUAUUGUGUUUUAGUAGUGAUUGUAUUUUCACUAUUUUAUUUUACAACAUUUUUUAAUCCUGCUAAUUUGAUGCUUAUUUUGUAAUUUUGAACCAACUUUCCAUGAAAAGUAAGGCGCUUUCUUGUUUUUCCA
Messenger RNA from Mangifera indica (mango), 1909 nucleotides. RefSeq lists its product as uncharacterized. The record is from RefSeq and is a predicted model, not a curated record. NCBI's taxonomy places the organism in Eukaryota, Viridiplantae, Streptophyta, Magnoliopsida, Sapindales, Anacardiaceae. The coding region runs from base 66 to 1412 and encodes 448 amino acids. The transcript is spliced from 13 exons.